This is a messenger RNA of Solanum pennellii, 2578 nucleotides long. RefSeq lists its product as uncharacterized. Lineage: Eukaryota; Viridiplantae; Streptophyta; Magnoliopsida; Solanales; Solanaceae. The record is from RefSeq and is a predicted model, not a curated record. The coding region runs from base 216 to 950 and encodes 244 amino acids. The transcript has a single exon.
GUUUUUCUUUCCAAAUUCCUUUACAACUAUCUAGCUUCCUCUUCAUCCUUAGUUGAAUUUUUUGAUCUUAGUUAACAAUCUUGGGCUAGCAGAAGGUUUUCUAAUUAUACUUUUUUUAUGCUAUUCUCUAUAUAGUAUCAGAGCCAUAGCCACACACUGAUUUCUUGGUUUUAAUUCAAGAUUAGGUUAGUGAAAAAUUCAACUGGUUUCUCUAUAUGAAUUUCAACGGUCGUGCUAACGGAUUGGGGAUGAAAUUGCUGAACCAAUCCAAUUACAAGGUAUGGAGAACAUGUAUGGAAUCAUACAUUGUGGGAGAGGAUUUGUGGGAUGCUGUUAAUGGGAAUGACACAAGUCCUCCUGCUGACGUACCAAAAAAUAGUAGUGCAUUGAAGAAGUGGAAGCAGAUUAAUGCUAAGGCGGAGUUUGUCUUGAAGAGGUCAAUAUCCUCUAAUUUAUUUGAUCAUAUUAUAAGGUGCAAAUCAGCUCAUGAAAUAAGGAGGACCCUUGACCAGCUCUUCAACAAGAAGAAUGAAGCUCGGCUACAAAUAUUGGAGAAUGAAUUGGCUAACACCAUUCAAGGUAAUCUCUCUAUAGUUGAGUAUUUUUUAAAGAUUAAGAACUUAUGUUCUGAGAUAUCUUUAUUGAAUCCGGAGGAGGCUAUCUUUGAAGCACGAAUAAAAACAAAUAUUAUUCGUGGUUUGAAAUCAGAAUAUAUUCCCUUUGUUACAUCGAUUCAAGGAUGGGCUCAACAACCAUCCUUGGAGGAGUUUGAGAAUCUGUUGUCCUCAGAGGAACUAGCAAAGCAAAUGGCUGGGGUAUCAAUCAAAAAAGGGGAAGAAAAUGCUCUUGUAUCUAACAAGAGUAAAUUUAAAAGAAAAACGGUAAGAGAUAGGCCACAAUCUCAAUUCCAAAAAGGUUCAAUUUCGCUAGGAAAGGAGGGAGAGUACUAAUAACUAUAAGACUCUCAAAUGUUAUUGGUGUGGCAAAAUCGGACACAUAAAAAAGAUUUUGUCGAACCAAGGAAAGCAAUAUGGCUCAAACUAAAAAAGUUGAUGAAGAAGAAGAAGACUGGGAAAAGUGUUUCGUAGCCGAGACUGGAGCAAUAGAUGCAAUGACAUCUAUUAAUUUUGAAAGAGACUGGAUCAUGGAUUCAGGAUGUGGGCAUUAUCUUACUGGAGAUGAAUCUAAAUUUUCCAACUUUCACAAAUACAAUGAUGGUGAUGUCAUUGUAAUAGCAGAUAAUACAAUUCAUCAAGUGGAGAGGGAAGAGACGGUCGUCAUUAAUGAGAACAAGGAAGACUCUAUCACUCUCAAUAGUGUGUUCCAUGUUCCAGGGAUGAGGAAAAAUCUAUUUUUCGUUGCAAAUGCCGUAGAUGCAGGAAGUUAUCUCCUAUUUGGACCACAUGAUGUGAAGUUCCUUUGAAAUAUCAAAGAACUCAAGGCAAAUGUCAUUUAUACCGGUAAGAGAGUGAAUGAUCUAUACGUUUUUUCUGCCUCUAAUUCAUAUAUUGAGAAGAUGAGUAGCAAUGAUACUGCAUAUCCAUGGCAUGCUACACUUGGGCAUCUUAACAUGGAAAAUUAAAAGCCAUGGUAAAAUUGAAUCUAGUAAAAGGAUUGCCUAACUCAAGCAACUUUUGUGGAGGAGAGAUUUGUGAAGGAUGUCAAUACGAAAAGGCACAUCGUCUUCCGUUUGAUAAAUCCGUGUCAAGAUGCAUUGCUCCACUAGAGCUAAUUCAUAUUGAUUUGAUGGGGCCAAUUUCAUUCUCCGGUUGUUCUUAUAUGCUAAUUUUUAUUGAUGACUUUACAAGGUUCACAUGGGUUUUAUUUUAUGAAGCACAAGUCAGAAGUUCUUAACAAGUUAUGGAAUUCAAGGAAACUAUUGAAGGCGAGCUUGGCUCAAAAAUAAGGAGGUUGUGAACAGAUAAUGAUGGUGAAUACACUUCUGAAGAGCUUCUCUCUUUUUGUCAUCAAUAUGGCAUUAAAAGAGAGCUUAUUUGUGCUGAUACGCCACAACAAAAUGGAGUGGCAGAAAGAAAGAUCCGACACCUAACGGAGACAAGUAAAAGCUCGCUUCAUGCCUAAAAUUUACCUAGAGCCCUGUGGGCUGAAGGUAUGAAAUGUGCAGCUUAUGUGAUCAACAGGAUGCCACUUUCUCCAAACAACAUGAAGUCUCUCUAUGAAUUAAUGUUUGGAGAGAAGCCUAAUAUCAAAAAUCUAAGAGUUUUUGGAUCUAUCUGCUAUGUUCAUAUCCCUGAUUCUCAACGGAGCAAGUUGGAUCCCAAGGCAAGAAAAUGCAUCUUUGUUUGAUACGAUGAAAGGAAAAAGGGUCGGAAGUGCAUGGAUCCAAAAAUUCAUCAUUUUGUUGUUUCCAUGGAUGUCGUAUUUGAUGUAACAUCCCUGUAUUAUGGAGUUACAUCAAAAGAAGAGGGUUCUAAAAUAUUGAACCCUGGAGUUUCAAACUUGCCAAUUACAAGUGCUUCUCCAGAUAAUACAAUUGUUGAGGAGCUAAGCGAAAGGGGGAGCCCAGAAACUCAACAAUGUAAAACUUAACCAGAAUAUGAUGUAUUUGUUUCACAAA